Messenger RNA from Cervus elaphus (red deer), 1686 nucleotides. RefSeq names its product testis, prostate and placenta expressed (gene SPMIP8). Bases 144 to 794 code for a protein of 216 amino acids. NCBI's taxonomy places the organism in Eukaryota, Metazoa, Chordata, Mammalia, Artiodactyla, Cervidae. The record is from RefSeq and is a predicted model, not a curated record. The transcript has 8 exons.
AUAAGGCACUGGGGCCCGGCCCAUCUCUCUACUUCUCUUCCCCAUUGAGCGGGCAAAGGAGGAGAAAAUCUCUAUAAGCCUGUGCACCUGGGACUGGUGGCCUGCAGAAGGGUGUCUGCUGCAGGUGUCUCCACCACCCAGCCAUGGCCCGCAUCAUUGACCUGGUGCCCUGGGAGGACGGCUCCACCCACGUGUACGCGUCCCCGGCCAUCCUACUGCCCAUGCCCCGGAGGCGCAACCAGCUGGCCGGCGUGAAGCAGCAGCUCUACCACCCAGCCCUGCCCAGUCUGCGCCGCAUGGACAUGGACUCUGUCAAGGCCUGCCUUUCCGAUGAGCACUGCCAGUCCACCACCUACUGCCGCAAAGAUGACUUUGAUAAUGCCUACUUCACACUUCUCGGUGUUCCCAACAAACCCCUGCAGUGCUUGGACAUCACGGAGACCGGCCAGAGGCUCCGAAACAGGUACCACGAGGGAAAGCUGGCUCCCAUCGCACCGGGCAUCAACAGGGUCGACUGGCCCUGCUUCACGCGCGCCAUCGAGGACUGGUCCCGAUUCGUGUCCUCCGCGGGAGAGUUCAAGCUGCCCUGCGCGAGCAAGAAGGUUGAGAGCUUCAGCGGCUAUGCGGUGCGGUACUUGAAGCCGGAGGUGACCCAGAACUGGCGGUUCUGUCUUAACCAGAAUCCAAGCCUGGACCGCUAUGGACAGAAGCCCCUGCCAUUCGACUCCUUGAAUGCUUUCCGACGUUUCGGCUCCAACUACAGUCGUGUCAACUAUCUGACCCCCUGGCGUUAAUCUGUGAAAAGGAGGCUGACACCCAGGCUGCCUAACUGUGCCACUCACGUUCCCCAGCAGGACAAGGGUAUAUGGCAGCCGUACCCAUCUCCCUAAGUAGAAAUAAACCUUAUACUCCGCAGGGAGACACUCAACCUGUGUGUGUGUGUGUGUGUGUGUGUGUUGCAAAGGCUAGGGGAGGAUCAGAACCUCAGGAUGAUGAUACUUUACCCUAACCUGCCUUAUGCCAGCUCCUGGAGGACUGAUGGGGUCUAGGAAAGAUGUAUCUUGUGACCCCAGGCGAGAGUCAGGGUCUAAGCCUCAAGCCCCAGCUGGGAAUGAGGUACAAACACAGGCUGGGAAUUAGGUUCUAUCUGUGCCCCUGUCCACUGCUUAUAGGCCUGCAGGCAAGCCCCUUCCACCUCAGACUCUGAAUUUGAGUCAAAAAGAGAAAAGAGAGGGUGCAAAAGGGACUUAAGACCCCUCUCUCAGAAGCCCUUGCCAUACCAAUAUAGGCUGGGGAGCUUCCCUGGGCCUGGGUCCCCUUGAAGAAGUGGAAUCAGGCCCUGGAGGUUUGGCCGAGGGCCCCGAUUCAUGGUGAAGCAGCACAGUGUAGAAGUAAGGUGAGGUGCCUGAGGCCACUCAGAGAAGGUUUCCUCUGCCCAGAGCAUUGCCAAUGAAUAUACCGCAGAAACAAAAAGUUAUCUGCUCUGUCCACAAAGCUUCAGGACUAGUUCUGAUUGCCUACCAACCUACAGAAAGGAGGUCUGAUGCCCUGCACACAGCCAUGGGUUUUCCUGGGCCAAGUCCAGAAUAACCCUGCUCAAAGGGUGUGUCAAAGAAUAGUGUCUCGGCGUGGCUGGGGUUAGAGCAGCCAGCCUCGGCACUUAGCUCCAGGAUCUUCCAAACACCA